Messenger RNA from Staurois parvus, 471 nucleotides. The record is from the annotation of a GenBank genome assembly. NCBI's taxonomy places the organism in Eukaryota, Metazoa, Chordata, Amphibia, Anura, Ranidae.
CGGGCACCGAGUCGUCUGGCAAGAGAGUGCGGGCACCGAGUCGUCUGGCAAGAGUGCGGGCACCGAGUCGUCUGGCAAGAGUGCGGGCACCGAGUCGUCUGGCAAGGCACUGCGGGCACCGAGUCGUCUGGCAAGAGUGCGGGCACCGAGUCGUCUGGCAAGACUGCGGGCACCGAGUCGUCUGGCAAGACAGCGGGCACCGAGUCGUCUGGCAAGACAGUGGGCUCCGAGUCAACAGGCACGACAGUGGGCACUGGGUCAUCAGGUAUCGGAUUGUCUGGCUUGACAGCGGGCAUCGGGUCACCAGACAUCAGGUCAUUUGGCUUGCCAGCGGGCACCGCGUCAUCUGGCAAGGCAGUGGGCACCGGGUCACCAGGUAUGACAGCGGGCUCUGAGUCAAUUGGCACGACAGCGGGCACUGGAUCAGGUACCGGAUCAUCUGGAUCAACAGCGGGCAUCGAGUCAACUGGC